Messenger RNA from Trichobilharzia szidati, 768 nucleotides. The record is from the annotation of a GenBank genome assembly. NCBI's taxonomy places the organism in Eukaryota, Metazoa, Platyhelminthes, Trematoda, Strigeidida, Schistosomatidae.
GUGAGAGCUGUCUACUAGCCAAAUUGGUAGAUAGUAAUUUACGUCAAUAUUUACGUUCCCAAGAUUUGUCGUGAGAAACAACCAAUCGGAAGACUGUGUUUGUUUGUUUACAUAUCCAUAGUAAUGUACAUGAAAACAUAUAUAAAUAUGCGUUGAUUUCCUUAAUAAAUGAUCUGUUGCCUGACUCUUGCCUUCUGUCGUUACACUACUACUACUACUACUACUACUACUACUACUACUACUACUACUACUACUACUACUACUACUACUACUACUACUACUACUACUACUACUACUACUACUACUACUACUACUACUACUACUACUACUACUACUACUACUACUACUACUACUACUACUACUACUACUACUACUACUACUACUACUACUACUACUACUACUACUACUACUACUACUACUACUACUACUACUACUACUACUACUACUACUACUACUACUACUACUACUACUACUACUACUACUACUACUACUACUACUACUACUACUACUACUACUACUACUACUACUACUACUACUACUACUACUACUACUACUACUACUACUACUACUACUACUACUACUACUACUACUACUACUACUACUACUACUACUACUACUACUACUACUACUACUACUACUACUACUACUACUACUACUACUACUACUACUACUACUACUACUACUACUACUACUACUACUACUACUACUACUACUACUACUACUACUCUCACGCCCACAAUAAUGCGUGUUAUUUUUAGUAAUAUCUGA